Messenger RNA from Lingula anatina, 2376 nucleotides. Its product is annotated as intraflagellar transport protein 52 homolog. The record is from RefSeq and is a predicted model, not a curated record. Gene Ontology annotation, cellular component: centriole; intraciliary transport particle B; cilium. NCBI's taxonomy places the organism in Eukaryota, Metazoa, Brachiopoda, Lingulata, Lingulida, Lingulidae. Gene Ontology annotation, biological process: intraciliary transport; cilium assembly.
AAUUCCCACAAUACAUAGCGUAAAUAGUUUGGAACAUGGCGCCUGUGACAGGAGGACAGGGAGAUGAUGGACAACGGAAUGCAAUUAUUUUCGAUUCAUCUAAACGGGAGGUAUUUAGUCUAACAAACGGAUUCAAAACACUCAACAGAAAACUUCGGACCAGUUGGAAAGUGCAGAGCAACAAGGAUGAAAUAACAGAUGAAAGACUCGCUGCAGCCAGGGUGUUCAUAAUUGCAGGGCCAAGGGAGAAAUUCACAGGAGCUGAAUGUGACUGUAUAAAAAGAUACAUAGAAACUGGUGGAAGUGUGCUUGUCUUGAUGGGAGAGGGAGGAGAAAGUAGAUUUGACACAAAUAUCAAUUUUUUGCUGGAACAAUUUGGAAUUAUGGUGAACAAUGAUAGUGUGGUGAGAACAUCAUAUUAUAAAUAUUUUCAUCCAAAAGAAGCACUAGUCUCAAAUGGGGUUUUGAACAGGGCAAUUAGUCAAGCAGCAGGAAAAGUUUUCCUUUCAGAAGAAGACGGGAAUAAUGCACAAGCACUUCAGUUUGUUUACCCAUUUGGAGCUACACUCAAUGUGAUGAAACCGUCUGUGCCAGUGUUAUCUACAGGAACUGUGUCAUUUCCUCUCAACAGGCCUGUCUGUGCAUUCUUCUCAAAGCAUACAAUCAAAGGCAAACUGGCUGUAGUAGGCUCUGUGCACAUGUUUUCUGAUCAAUAUUUAGAAAGAGAAGAGAAUAGUAAAAUAUGGGAUGUUGUUCUUCAAUUUCUAACAACUGCUGACAUCAAGCUGAACACAAUAGAUGCUGAAGAUCCAGAGAUUUCAGAUUACCACACCCUACCAGACAUUGCUAAACUGUCAGACAAGGUGAAGACUUGUUUGCAAGAGAGUGAGGAUAUCCCAAGAGACUUCACGGCUCUCUUUGAUCAAAGUCUUUUCAAGUUAGACACAAGCAUCGUACCUAAGGCAAUAGGUGCUUUUGAGCAACUUGGGGUAAAGCAUGAGACACUGAGCUUGAUCACUCCCAGUUUUGAGACCCCUUUGCCACCUCUACAGCCAGCUGUAUUCCCUCCUCAGUUCCGUGAGCUACCACCUCCAUCUUUAGACUUGUUUGACUUAGAUGAGCAGUUCUCAUCUGAAAAGGCUAGACUUGCACAGAUUACUAAUAAGUGCACAGAUGAUGAUCUGGAGUACUAUGUGAGAGAGUGUGGGGAUAUCUUAGGUGUAACCAACAGACUGCCACAAGACAGCAGGGAUGCCAAGCAUAUACUGGAGUUCAUCUUUGCACAAGUGACAGAGUUCAAGAAACUGAAUCAGGACUCGCAUGAUAUGGAAAAUGGACAAUUUGCUGGUGGGACAAAUUCUGAUGCAGCUGCUUUCUAAACAUAAUGAUACAUAUAUAUCAUAUGGAACAAAAAUAACUAGCUUUUUACAUUAUUCUGCCCAUCACAAACCCUGUUGGCUUGGCAGAGACACAAUAAUAAACAAAAAAUUGGAAACAGAAAUUGGUUUGAAGAAAACAUUACUUAUAAGUGAUGAAUUGUGUGAAUUUUGAAUAAUUGUAAUUUAUUACAUGAAAGGAACACUAACUAUUAAGGAAUAUCAUAAAAACCAAGUGUUAAACUGGGACGUUCUUUGAUUUUGUGCUGCCAUGGAGCUUGUGUAACUGGCUUUUGGUUGUCAGUUUAGUUGUCAACCUUAUCAAGGCAUUUAAAUCAACACAUCAUGACAGAAAUACGUGAUGUCUAUUUUUUGCUGUCAUGUAACUUGGUAGAGGAAAUUAAAAUGCCAGUGUUAUAUUAAAAGGCUUUUCAUAACCUGGCUUUCUGUGAAACUAAAUUGAAAUCAACAGUUGCAUGUUCUUGGCAAAGUAAUUAUUUACAAUAAUUCCCAUAUAGUCCCAUCCAUAUUUUUUUUUAGAAGUAAUUACAAUGAAAUAUAGGUUCCUUUUCGUGAAACAUUUACCAUGUGUACUGAAUACAUGUAACUUACUAUAAAUGUGUAGCUGUGAUAUUACAUACAUUGCAAGAUUAGUUUCAUUCCUUUUUUAAAAUCUUAAUGAAGCCAAUUUAAAUGGUUUUUGGCCUGAGAUCAUUAUUUUAUAAAUAAAAAAAAAUCAGAUUCUAACAAUUUAACUUACAUAAGGCUUUCUUGAGUGUCACAUUACAUUUUUGUUAAGAUUCAUCAUAAAAGUUAAGUGAUCUCAUCAUAACGUUCUUCACAUUGUAAAACAUGAAUUGUAAAACAACAAUAUUCUUAUCUUAUCAUUCUUCAUUCUUAUUUGUAUGUUUUGUAGAUAUGUUCAUAUGCCUUAUCGUUUUCUUCAUAAUGUACAGUAAGGUGUUUCUUGGAAUGUUGAUAUAAAUAUUCAUUGAUUUUA